Paracoccidioides brasiliensis Pb18 is the source of this 1869-nucleotide messenger RNA. RefSeq lists its product as uncharacterized. Bases 1 to 1869 code for a protein of 622 amino acids. The transcript is spliced from 4 exons. The record is from RefSeq and is a predicted model, not a curated record.
AUGCCAAGUCGCGCUGCAGGGACCGACCUCUACGAAAGGGAUACCUACCACCGCGACCGCUGCGACCGCCAUAGUAAAUACGAUCAUAUCUUCGAGGAGGACAUCGAGAAACGUAAGCACCGUCGGCGGCCCCUCGCUCCUGAUCCCCCUGAUGUUCGAGAUAUAGAGAGGAUUCGUGAACGGCGUCAUUUGCCAGAAGUAAUCCUUCGAGAAUCACACAGGCGUAGCUCCAGUGCUGGUCCACUGGCCAGGCGGCCACAGGUCAGAGAUGAUGAUUAUGAGUUUGAGUACGAGCAUGAACAUGAACAUGAACGCGGCAGGGCUGGGAUUUAUCCAUCCCAUCUACAACGAUCGAGAGUAGUAGAGAGACAAUUCUCUCCCGCGCUACCACCUAGAGAGGUUAAGCGUGAUGAAUUGUUAGUGAGGAGGAGGGAGCGAUCUAAGCCAUCACGCCGUGUGGUAAAUUUUGAAACAGAUGAGCAUGUUGUCAGGAGAGAGAGCGAUUUUUGGUCUGAUAAGCAAUCUGACAAGAGAUAUGAUCGGGAAUGGGAAAGGAAAAGAGGUGAGAGUGAACACGAUUAUCUCGGGGGUUCAUAUGUGAGGGAAAGACCAAACGCACGAGGAGAUAGAGAGGAGAUUAUCGUUCGCAGGGAUGAGCGGGAACGGAGUCCUGGUUGCGGGAAGGAUGAGAUUAAGAGAGACGAAGUUAUCAUUAGGAGAAGGGAACAAAGUUCGUCUUCUUCUUCUUCUUCGGAGUCUUCUUUCAAUAGUCCCCUUGAACCGCCUCCUAUUCGAGCCCCUCCUAUUCACCAGGAUGUAAUUACUCAUCAUCGACAUGUUGAUCACGUUAACGGUUUCUCAGGAUACGAGAUUGUUCAUCCACUCCCACCUCCUUCAGAGACAAGCUCACGGCAUGCUGAUGAUGAAAUUGAAAUUCGGAGGACGCGGGAACGCAACGGUCGUAGAUACGAUAAUCAAAUCAUCAUCGACCGUGAAUCUAGUCGUCGAAAGGAGGGAGCAAAAUUCGUUCAUUCGCUUUCUCCACCCCGACGACGGGCGAGUCCCAGUCACUACAAGGAUAGAGAUGAAUCAGAACGAAUCGUCUCACAUAGGUCAUCUAGUGGUCGUGGUCUGGACAGAACACGGCAUCAUGAUCUCGUGGUAAUGCACGAGCGGGAAAGUGGCAUCCAAGAUCGUCGAGAAGCUGCUAAUAUCCGCGAGGAAGCGGAAUACUACAAUCGUCUUGCUAACAAAAACAGUCAUAUUGGCGAAGCGUACAAUGGUGCAACGAAAGAUUGGUCGAUUAUAGAUGUUCCACCCGGGACUAAACGAGUGGAGAUGGAGGGUGUCGGCGGCGCCAGCCAGGAGAUUACUUGGCAGCGUUAUAACGGCGUUCGUCGAUCAAAGUUCCUCCUGGACGGGGAUGAAUAUAUCUCAGAUAGAGGUCCUGUUCGAAACGGCGGCCGGAUAGGGAAACGUUACGUGGGAGUGAAGGAUAAACAGGACGGGCUUUGGACGGAGAUUACCAAAGAUCUCGUUGUCAAGGAAGCAAUCGAAAGGCUUGGGUAUUCUUACGAGGAAACGCAACACUUUUAUUAUAUUUUCGCCUAUUUGAAAUAUGACGACGUCGAGCACCUCGUAGCCGUCUCGGAAGACUACCGUAAGGCGCGCCGCAUGCGAGUCCGAGAAAUCGAACGCGAACGGGCAUGGAUCAUGACACCUCCUCCCCUGCCUCUUCCAGUCCCCGCGCCACCGGUUGAGACUCUGCUGAUUGAGAGGCCAGAAUAUGAGGAGGAAAGGAUCAUUGAACAUGAGAUAUUUGUUAAUGAGGACAAGGUUCUCCCUCCGCUGAGGGUGCGGAGAUGGUGA